UUUUCCUCUUUUUUUGUUGAUUCCUUCUGUUUGGUUUAGGGAUGUCUGGACGCGGCAAACAGGGCGGCAAGGCUCGCGCCAAGGCCAAGACGCGCUCGUCCCGCGCCGGGCUGCAGUUCCCCGUGGGCCGCGUGCACCGCCUGCUGCGCAAGGGCAACUACGCCGAGCGCGUGGGCGCCGGCGCCCCGGUCUACCUGGCGGCCGUGCUCGAGUACCUGACGGCCGAGAUCCUGGAGCUGGCGGGCAACGCGGCCCGCGACAACAAGAAGACGCGCAUAAUCCCGCGCCACUUGCAGCUGGCCAUCCGCAACGACGAGGAGCUCAACAAGCUGCUGGGCAAGGUGACGAUCGCGCAGGGCGGCGUGCUGCCCAACAUCCAGGCCGUGCUGCUGCCCAAGAAGACCGAAAGCCACCACAAGGCAAAGGGCAAGUGAGCUUAGCAGCUUUACAAGGACCCCAGUAUUGCAAAACAAAAGGCUCUUUUUAGAGCCACCCAUGUAUUCAGAAAAAGAGUGCACUGGUUUUCCUGCUACAAUGGGUAUUUUCUCGCAGUUUGUCUUUCGCGGUGUAAAAGAUACUUAAACUAUACAGUGCAUUCCUGGAAUGUAACCAAAAGUCUCAGGCUACUUUAUCAAACGAUUACAAGUUAAUCACUGCAAGCCUUCUGAGGUGGAAAGUCCUCAAGGU
Octodon degus (degu) is the source of this 687-nucleotide messenger RNA. RefSeq names its product histone H2A type 1. The record is from RefSeq and is a predicted model, not a curated record. Gene Ontology annotation, cellular component: nucleosome. Bases 42 to 434 code for a protein of 130 amino acids. Lineage: Eukaryota; Metazoa; Chordata; Mammalia; Rodentia; Octodontidae. Gene Ontology annotation, molecular function: structural constituent of chromatin; protein heterodimerization activity; DNA binding. The transcript has a single exon.